CUUGAAUGGAUGUAACUUACUGAGACCAUGAUGUUAACAAUAGACAAGAUGUGGACGUUUUAUUCAUUAGUUAUUCUUUUAUCUGUCAUGCAGGUUCAAAAUGUUUUGGCUACAGGUUGUAAUAUUGUGUCAGUGACAUCUCCUUCAGCAUCAACGCUUGAUGUGGUUUGGAACAGCUAUGCUGGAGCUUCAGUUUAUCUACUGGACUUGAGAGUUGUGAACUCUACCAAUAUCGCCCCAGUGGUGGUGAUGCUGUCAGUACCCAUCACACACAGGGUGGUUCAGGGUUUAAGACCUGGUCAUGUCUAUCAAGUGACACUGAAGGUGUUUCAGUAUUUAACAGUUGUGUGCACAGACGUUGAAAUAUCCAUGACAGUGCCCGCCACAUCUCAGAUCACCUUUUCCAAAGCAAUUUCAAGUACAUCUAUAAAGUUUGAGUGGUCCACUGUGAAAGGGGCAGACAGCUACACUUUGUUCGUGGAGGAGCUGUUUAGUUUUCCCGCAAAGAAAUAUAACCAGACCUUCACAACUCUGAAGGGACAAGUGGACGGCUUGACUCCCUCUACAACUUACAACUGCUACGUCUACUCCUACAACAGUGCUGGGAGUAGUGCCCGAAGUAACAUAAGGACAAUAACAACAUUGGUGCAGCCACCAACUGGUGUAAACCUCGUACCGACGGGAAAGAGCACGGCCCGAGUUACUUGGAACGCUGUAAGUAAAGUCCUGCUUUAUCAAGUGAAAGUGAGUGACGACGACAACCCCAGCAAUGCCCCGGUCAUCAGAAACACUUCACUCACAUCUAUGGAUAUCAGUAAUCUGGAGCCGUGUUCCACCUACACAGUGGGAGUAUCAUCAGUCAACGUCUUCUUAGUGCCUGGGGAGGCCUCUAAUGUUACACACACUACUGCUACCAUUAACCCGGUGACAACGUUCUCUGUGGACUACAGCUGUUCCACCGGCAUGGUGACAGUGACUUGGAAUUUGGUAUUUGGGGCCAACUCUUACAGGGCCACAGCCGUUGAUGGCACCGGAGAGUCCCUCAACUGCACAUCAGCCUCCAGUAGCUGUCAGAUAACCAUGCUCAAGUGUGGUGAGAAGUACCGGGUCACUGUAACAGCCAUCUCCGACGACUGUGAGAGCACCUCCACCAACUUCACCUUGUUCGAAACAGUCCCCUGUGCUCCAGCUAAUCUACAUACCCUUCAUGAUUGCUCCAGCAAUGUCAUCGUCUUUAGCUGGCAGCACACCAACAACACCUUCUACUAUGUGGCCACGGCAGUGGACAACACUGGCAAAGCGACGCAGUGCAGGACAGUGGACAACAGCUGUUACUUCACUAAUACAGGCUGCGGUCAGUUCUACACGUACAAUGUGUACGCUGUCAGCUCUGAAUGCAACAGCGAAAUCAGCCAGUCUGAGUUUGUCCGGACCUCUCCUUGUCUACCAACAAAUGUAAGGACAGCACCUGAAUGUCGCGCUGACAUGCUGAUCACAACCUGGGACUCUGCUGCUGGAGCUCUCUCCUACACUGUGGAAGCACAGGGAAACACUGGAGAAACCUACAUCUGCACCUCAUCCUCCAACAGCUGUGCAGUGACCGGCGUGCCGUGCGGCGAACACCUCAGUGUGUGGAUCACCGCCUCCAAUGACAACUGCUCCACCAACAAGGUGCUGGGAGAAGUGGCUCAGACUGUUCCCUGCACCCCAACCAAUAUCUCAGCAUCAGUCGACUGCAGCCAAGACUCCGCAAGAGUUAACUGGACGACUAACAUUGGUGCUAUAUUCUACAUUGCCAUCGCCCAGGAUGCCAAUGGAAAUACACACAGCUGCAAUUCAUUGGGCACCAACUGCUUAAUCGAAGGCCUGAGAUGUGGACAGAAUUACACCGCCAGCGUUAUUGGGACUAAUCUCCAGUGCAACAGCACAGCCAGCGAGGAGGUCACCUUUCUUACAGCACCGUGUCCUCCAACCAACAUUGAGGCCUUCAGAGACUGUGACGCCAACCAUGCUCUCAUAGUGUGGCAGAACCAUCAGCCCACAGGCCUGUACACAGCAACUAUAGAGGAUCAAAGUGGAGCUCAACUCUCAUGCACCAGCAACACAGUCAACAACUGUAAAAUCACCUCUCUGCCCUGUGGGAAGUCGUACAGCGUCGCUGUCACCUACAGUGACGGGAACUGUCCGUCCACCUCGACCUCUAUCAGCAUGGAUUCAGUCCCAUGUGGCCCUGAGGACGUGAGGGCCAGUGUGACCUGUGUUACCGGAGAGCUGACGGUCACCUGGAACAUCUCUGUUCCUGCGGAGAACUACACCACUGUCAUCUCCAAUGGAAUGGGUCGGUCUCUGUACUGUAACUCUACAGAGACACAGUGCUCCACGGGAGGGUUGUUGUGUGGAAGCUCCUAUGGAGUGAUCGUCUUCUCCGUCACCGGGAAGUGCUACAGUCUGCCGAGUACAGAGGUCACGGUGCAAACAUUGCCAUGUCCUCCCACCAACGUCACAGCUGUGCGCACAUGUGCUCCAGAUCCCAUACCUGUGUCAUGGGUGGCCAGUGACAGUGCCAAAUACUACACAGCUGUUGCUACGAGCAGCGGAGGUCACAGGUCAGAGUGCUCAACCAAUACAACUUCCUGCAGCCUCCCUACGCUUCAGUGUGGGGAGGUUUACACCAUCGGUGUUUCAGGAGCUGAUGACAACUGUACAGGUCCACUGAGCAACACUGUCUCUCUGAACACAGAGCCAUGUGCCCCCUCUAAUGUGUCCAGUCAGCUGAUGUGUAGCGCUGGCAUCGCUCAAGUGUCCUGGGCUCCCAGUGCGAAUGCAGCGAGCUACAAUGUGAAAGCCACCAGCAGCGGACAGAUCCUCACCUGCACCAGCUCCACCCCGAACUGCACCCUGAGUAACCUGGUCUGUGGCCAGGCGUAUGACGUUCGUGUGACUGCCACUGAUGGCACCUGUGUCAGCAGCUACAGCGCUCCCUUCACACAAGACCAAGUUCCCUGCGCUCCACAGAACGUCAGCACAAACCUCUUAUGUGGCACCAAUGACUUAAUGGUCAGCUGGAUCCUUUCUCCUGAGCCACUCAACUACAGUGUGACUGCUGUGCCGCUGGAUGGAAACAUCAGCUCAGUGACCUGUCGUACUGACACUGCCAGCUGCAGUCUGAGUGCUCUUCAGUGUGGACAGACUUAUAAUGUCUCCGUCAAGGCUUCCUCUGGCAGCUGCAGCGGCCCAUAUAGCUCCCCACAAACUGUUCAAACAGCACCCUGCUCCCCUCAGAGCCUAACAGCAGUGACAGACUGUGGCACAAAGUCUCUUCUAGCCUCCUGGAUCGCCUCUCUUGGCGCUACCACCUACACAGCAACAGUGACGGGCCCCAACGGCUUCUCUGACACCUGCUCCUCCUCAAACCUCACAUGCUCUGUCUCCGGCCUGCAGUGUGCUAGUCAGUACAACAUCACAGUAACAUCAGAGGACGGCCACUGCACCAGCGCUCCCAUUCAAACUGUUAUAACAACAGGACCAUGUGACCCUGUCAAUGUGACCAGCAACCUCCACUGUGGCUCAGACACAGCCAUGGUGUCCUGGGUUGCUGCUCCUGGGGCCGUGGCUUACACUGUGGUUGCUCAAGAGGGCAGCUCUCAGAAUUAUAUUUCCUGUAGGAGCAAUACAACUUCUUGUCAGCUGAACCAGCUUCAGUGCGGAAAAGUUUACAAUCUGACUGUAGUGGCUGAGGACGCCACAUGUAACAGCACUGGAGGCACCCGAGCAGUCCUGAUGACAGCUCCUUGCUCUCCCUUUAUCCAGAACAGCACCCAGAUGUGUGGUACCAAUUCUUCCUCUCUGUCAUGGGAGUCAAUGGCUGAUGCAGUAGGUUACAUAGUUAAUGCAACAGCUACAAGCGGGCACAAGGUUUCCUGCAGCUCAGCCACUGCUACAUGCACCCUAACAGAUCUCCUCUGUAGUGAAACAUACACAGCCACAGUCACUGCAAGAGGAAGCCAGUGUGAUAGCGCGCCUGGACCCAACACCAGCAUUACUACAGUCCCAUGUUCUCCAGCUAUCACAUCUAAGCAGUAUACCUGUGGCACCAACACAGCAGUGUUUAGCUGGACUGACCCUAUGGGCAGCCUCAGCUUCCUGGCUCAGGUAGCAGGAGAAGGGUAUCAGGACAGCUGCCAGACAACAAAUACCAGUUGUCUUUUCCAAAAUCUUCCCUGUGGCUUGGAUUUCAAUGUAACGGUCGAGGCUCAGGGGGCACAGUGCAACAGCAUCCCCACUGUUAGUGAACCCUUUGAAACAGUUCCGUGCGCCCCACAGAAUGUGAGUGCCACCCUGGUGUGUUUCAAUCACUCAGCCCUAGUGACAUGGGUAGGAAGCUCCAGUGCAGUAGGAUACAAUGUGACACUGACAGGCCAGGAUGGACACACUCACCACUGCCACACCAACACUACCAGCUGUCAAGUACCUGACAUCCACUGUGGUGAAACCUACGACAUCACAGUCACACCGUACUCUAAGACAUGCACAGGAAACCCAAGUGCUGUUUACAGCUUUAUAGCAGGUCUUUGUGCUCCCAGUAAUGUCACUGUGUCUCCAGCUUGUGAGGACAGCAUUGUCUCCUGGUCACCAGUAACAGGGGCAGAGAUGUAUAUAGCAACAGCUACUGCAGAUGAUGGACACACUCACACUUGCAGCUCGAACUAUUCCAAUUCAUGCAAUUUCACUGACCUCCACUGUGGGGAAACCUAUUCUGUUGAUGUAGUAACUGUGGACAGGGGCUGUCGGAGCGAGCCGAGCUCAGCGGCUGUGCUGAGAACAGCUCUGUGUCCGGCCGCUAACCUGAUGGGCCAGGUCAGCUGUGAUACCAACACACUGACCCUCACGUGGAACCAGAAUCCAGUGUCUGGGACCAACUACACUUUACAGACUGAGAGGAUGGGCGGCACGUUCCCUCCUUCAGUGCUCACCACCUCUAACACUUCACACACUCUGACCAACCUGCUGUGUGGUCAGAGAUAUGCUUUCCGCAUCGCAGCACAUGAUGGCAACUGCCGCAGCAGCUACAGUCCACCCAUAGAAAUAAGCACAGCUCCUUGUCAGCCCACCAACUUCACCGCACGUGUGGACUGUGGGACGAACAGAGGGAAUUUCUCCUGGGUUGAGAGCAUUGGGGCAGGUUUCUACACUGUAGAGGUGACAGGAGAGCACGGCCACGUAGCAUCCUGCUCCUCCAACGACACCUCCUGCGCUGUUAAACUUCACUGCGGCCGCUUGUACUCCGCUACACUGGUGGCUUCCACAGAAAGCUGCAACAGCACUAAACACGCUGACAUUCAUUUUGAAUCUGCUCCCUGUCUCCCAGACAAUGUCGUAGCAGAAGUGGAGUGUAACACUAAUGUGAUGAACGUGAGUUGGACACAGACCACAGGCUCAGAUGACUACACCGCCUGGGCCAUCAGCACAGACGGUCACAGAGCCUCCUGCAACUCAACCUCCAACUCCUGCUCCAUCCACAACUUGCAGUGUGGCAAAGUCUACGAGGUGGCCGUCACCUCCUCCUCCAUCCACUGCAGUGUUAUCGCUGGCUCUGACUACAAGGUUCAGUCUGCUCCCUGUAAACCUGAGAACACCACUGUUGACCAGAACUGUAGCAGCAAUGUCAUGACAGUGAAAUGGAAGCAGAGCAGCUCAACACAGAACUACACUGUGGAAGCCACCUCUGCCGCAGGCGUUAACUCGACUUGUGUCUCCACUGAGAGCAGCUGCACCUUCCUGGACCUGAGCUGUGGUCAACUCUAUACUUUCACUGUGAUGGGACACACUAAUGUGUGCAUGAGCGAAAUAAGCAGCUCUAUAGAGAAGAUCACAGCCCCAUGUCCUCCCACCAAUGUGUCAGCUAAACUUAAUUGUACCACACAUGAUGCUCUGGUCAGCUGGACUACUGCGGCCACAGCCACAGCCACAGCCUACAGCAUUCAGGCAACCUCUACCAAUGGACACAGCUCCUCCUGCAGCGGGACGGGAACAUCCUGUAACCUGAACAGCCUGGUCUGUGGACAGGAGUACUCUGUUGUUGUGGAGGCAAUGCACACUGGCUGUCCUGGACCUGCCAGUCCCCCGGCCACGCUCACCACAGAGCCCUGUGUUCCCACAAAUAUCUCUGUCUUCUACAAUGUGAGCACUGCCCAGGUGAUGUGGGGUUCAGCAAGUGGUGCCAGCUCCUACUCUGUUGAGGCUGUGACUGACCAUGGCUCCACAGUCACCUGCAACACCACCAACAACAGCUGCUUCCUGAACGGCAUGCAGUGUGGUCAGAUCUACAACGUGACUGUGACUGCACACAACCUGGCGUGUGACAGUGUGACCUCUGAAAUCCAUCGCCUCAUGACAGAGCCCUGUCCUCCCACCAACAUUCAGGCCAAUAUGGCGUGUGAACAACUCACUGCGACAGUUUCCUGGGAUCAGAGCGACCUCGCUGUGGGUUACGUCGCCUACCUUGACAACCAAAAUGGCCACUACACGUCCUGCGCUGCCACAAACACCCACUGUACUGUCUCAGGACUGACAUGUGGCACAGUGUACAGCGUCUGGGUCAAGGCCCUGGGACAGCAGUACAACAGCUCUGACAGCACAGUGGUGUCUCUUACAUCAGGGCCUUGCCAGCCAAGCAGCAUUGAGGCCAUAAUGGACUGCGAAGCCCACUCUGCUACCAUAUCCUGGCAGCCCAGUGUUGGAGCUUUGUACUAUGCUGCUGAGCUUACAGCUUCAUCAGGCCACACCACCAGCUGCACCACCAACCACACCAACUGUCAGCUGAGCUCUCUGCGGUGUGGAGAGGAAUACAACGUCACCGUGGUGGCUGUGGGAGAGUCCUGCAACAGCACUGCUCAAAUGGCAGGAUACCUCACCACAGAGCCCUGUGUUCCCAUAAAUCUCUCUGUCCACUACAAUGUGAGCACUGCCCAGGUGAUGUGGGGUUCAGCAAGUGGUGCCAGCUCCUACUCUGUUGAGGCUGUGACUGACCAAGGCUCGAUGGUCACCUGCAACACCACCAACAACAGCUGCUUCCUGAACGGCCUGCAGUGUGGUCAGAUCUACAACGUCACGGUGAUGGCCAAAAACCUGGUCUGCAAUAACACUGUGACCUCUGAACCCUACCACCUUAUGACAGAGCCCUGUCCACCCACCAACGUUCAGGCCAAUAUGGCGUGUGAACAACUCGCUGCGACAGUUUCCUGGGAUCAGAGCGACCUCGCUGUGGGUUAUGUCGCCUACUUUGACAACCAAAACGGCCACUACACUUCCUGCGCUGCCACAAACACCCACUGUACUGUCUCAGGACUGACAUGUGGCACAGUGUACAGCGUCUGGGUCAAGGCCCUGGGACAGCAGUACAACAGCUCUGACAGCACAGUGGUGUCUCUUACAUCAGCUCCCUGCCUGCCCAGAGAGGUAGAAGUAGAAGUCGACUGUAACUCUGAUGGUGCAGCCGUCGUGUCCUGGAACACAACUUAUGGCACAGCAAACUUUUCUCUGUCAGCCAUUGUCAGUGGAAGUCUUCAGACCCUGUGUACAACUCAACAGAACAGCUGUAAUGUGAACAGUUUAACUUGCGGGGAAACCUACAACAUCAGCCUCACUGCCAGCAACGACCAGUGCAGCCUCACGGUCCCGAUGCGCGCUAACCUCACCACACGUCCCUGCCCGCCACAGCGCCUAGCUGUAGACCUGCAGUGCGGCUCCCGCACUGCUGUCUUGUCCUGGGAGGAGAGACCUGAUGUUGAACUGUAUGUAGCAACUGCCAUCAAGGCGUCAGGAGGGGAGGUGAAGAGAUGUAACUCUACGGGCUCCACCUGUCAGUUCCCCAGUUUGGCCUGUGGAGAAACAUACAACUUUACCAUCAGAGCUCACAGCCAAGGCUGCAGCAGCCAGGCCAGUAAUAGUGUGUCCAUCCAAACAGAGCCUUGCCAGCCUGUGAUCGUGUCCGUUCAGGCCCUCUGUCAGAGCAAGGAGGUCCAGAUCUCAUGGCACCAGGCAAGCGGUGUUGUGAAUUACUUAGUUGCAGCCACAGGGAGCCUCGGAUAUGUGGAGAACUACAACACAACCCAGACUCUGCUGUCAGCCACUCUGCCUUGUGGACAGGAUUAUAACGUCACUGUGCAAGGACAAGGCAGCGAGUGUGACAGCAUCCCCAGCGGCCCUGCCUUCUUCAAAACUCCCCCAUGUAUCCCCCAGGAUGUUACAACCUAUGUGCAGUGUGAGUCUAAGGUGGGCUCUGUCAGCUGGGGGCCCAGCGACGGCGCCGAGUCAUACAUUGUCACUGCAACUGGCCUUGAUGGACACACCCACCAGUGUCUCACCAACACCACCUCCUGCACCUGGAAUGACCUGCAUUGCGGGGAGGACUACACUGUUGUAGUGAGAGCAAAGGACGACAACUGCACCAGCCUGCCCAGCAACAGCUCAGUCAUCCAUAUGGAUCCCUGUGUGCCUCAGAAUUUAGUCACCUCCGUGGACUGCAGUAUGAAAGUUGUUUCUCUGAGCUGGGAUGCAAGUAAUGGAACAAACCUGUACAUGGUAUCAGCUGAGGCAGGAAACCAGACAUCUGCACUCACCACUAAUGUCACCACAGCCCACUUCUCCGACUUAACCUGCGGACAAAACUACAGCCUCACGGUCACACCUCACAGCCAGCACUGUCCCGGCAGCUCCAGUGCACUGGCUUCUGUACAGACAUGGCCGUGUCCACCUUCAGGAGUCUCCACCAUGCAGGACUGUCUCUCUGGCAUCGUCAUGGUAACGUGGCAGGCCAGUAAUGGGUCCAACUACUAUGCGGUCACCAUGCAGACCGACACCGGCAUCUCACAGAUGUCCAUGUCCGAUUCUAAUCAAAGCAGCUUCCCAGGCCUGAUGUGUGGGUACAACUUCUCUGUGUCAGUCACAGCCUCCAACCAACGGUGUAACACCACCUCCAGUCACACCACCAGUCUGCAGUCAGUGCCAUGUGCUCCCACUAACGUCUCAGUGGUGAUGGACUGUGCCAACAACACUGCUGCUGUGUCCUGGUCUGCCAGUCGCGGGGCUGUACAGUACUCAGUGACAGCCCGCAGUAGUCAUGGCAACAUCAGCUGCCAGACCUCUGACCUCAGCUGCAGCCUCAACAACCUCAUGUGCGGCACCAACUACACUGUUCAGGUCGUGUCUAUGGGCGACGACUGCUCUAGCAUUCCUAGCCAGGCCUUGGUAUUAAACUCAGCCCCAUGUCCACCCCAGAAUGUGAGCGCCCAGCUCAGCUGUUCCUCAAACGACCUGAUGAUUUCUUGGGAUGCCAUCAGAGAUGCUGACCACUUCCUGGUGUCAGUAAUGGCAGAAAAUGGAGGAAUCAGCGAGUCGUGUAACACCACAGACACAGCAUGUUCCAUCAGCAGCGUGAGCUGUGGGAAAACAUUCACCAUUCACGUCACUUCUGUCAGAGGCGACUGCCGCAGCCAGCCUAGUCAGACCCACAGCAUCCUGUCAGCUCCCUGCCAGCCUCAAGGAAUCAGGGGCAACAUCGACUGUGUGACCAACUCUGCUUGGAUAUCAUGGGACGGUGGUCCAGGGGCGGACAGCCACACUGUGUCAGCCACAGGUGGAGAAGACUACACAGCCAACUGCACCACUUCUAGUAACACUACAUGUGAGGUGGAGGACCUGGCGUGUGGUGUUCUUUAUAAUUUCAGCGUUAUUGCUAAAAACAGCCAGUGUGAGAGUCAGCCGAGUGCUACCAUCGAGCUGCAGACAGCCCCCUGCUCCCUCUCUGGUAUCACCGCCAUCCCUCAGUGCCACAAUUCCUCCAUCCUUGUCAUGUGGGAGCUGAUGGAGGGCAGCAGUGGAAACACAGAAUACAUCGCCACAGCAGAAGCCAGCGAUCGCACCUACCUGUCCUGCAAUGACACGGGCACUAGCUGCUACCUGCAUGGAGCUCGAUGUGACCUUCAUUACACCGUCAUUGUAGCUGCUUCAUCAGACCAAUGCAGCAGCAUGAGAAGUCCGCCCUACAGAGUUAGCAUGGAGCCCUGUCCACCCAGAGAUGUGAUGGUUAGCACCUCCUGUGAGGACCACAGUGCACUGGUGUCCUGGACUCCCUCUCCCAUUGCUGAAACCUACCAUGUCGUCGCUAUGGCCGUUGAUGGACACGUGCACACUUGCAACACCUCCUCCAGUAACUGCAGUGUAUCAGAGCUGCACUGUGACCAGCAGUACACUGUGUUUGUAACUGCUAGCCACGAAAACUGCUCCAGCAUGGCCAGUGAAAAUACAACAUUAAAUACAGGUCCUUGUCAGCCAGGUGGACUCUCAGUCACGUUCAACUGUAACAAUCAGUCUGCGUUGCUGUCGUGGACACCCAGUGAUAACACUGUAGACUACUAUGGCUGUGCUCAGUCUGGGAGCGGAGACAUGCUCUACUGUCAAAGCGCAGAUCCCACCUGUACUAUUGAGGGUCUGGAUUGUGGAACAGUUUAUAAUUUCUCCGUCCAGGCCUCAGAUGGCUCAUGCAACAGCUCCUUCACCGACCCAGUGCAGAGUGGUGCAGCUCCCUGUCCUCCGGACACCGUUGAGGUGCAGCUGCUGCCGAUGCAGUCAGCGAUCCAGGUGUUGCGCUUCAGCUGGUCACAGAUCUCCUGCAGUGACACUGAGUACAUGUUAACGUUAACGGGGAAUCUGCUCGGGGACAACCUAACCCAGUUCGAGCUCUCUUCCUACUGGACGAGCAUGACAUACUUUGAGAUUCCUCUCCCGUGCAGUUCGUCCUACGUUGCUACGGUGCAGAGCAGGAGCAGUGCUGCUACCAGCGACCCAUCCACACCAUACGAGUCUGUAACAGCUCCUUGUCCACCAUCAGGAGUGGUGUACAGCGGUAACAGCACCUUCGCCACAAUUUCCUGGCAGUCUUCGGUCUUUGCCACCACGUACACGGUGUAUGACAUCGGUGUUACGCCAAAGGCUCAGCUGUGCAGAGUGGCAGGGCUGUCCUGCUCUCUGUCCAACAUCACCUCCACUAACCUGGUGAUCAUCGCCAGCAACGCAGCUGGAGACAGUGAAGCUCAAAAUAUCACAAAUGUGGUACCACAAGGACGCAGGAGGAGAGAUCUCAGUGAAAUGCAGGGGGGAGGCCUCUCAGCUCCCGUGCUGGACGUCAAAGGGAUGAUGUCAACAGCUGUUUUUGUUGAGUGGUCUCAAGUGGAUGAUGCUUCCUAUUAUAGCUUGAUCAUCACGAAGCAGGACGGAUCCAGCGAACCUCAGGAGGAAAUGGUGUAUGGGGAGAGCAUUAUUGUCCCUGAUCUGAGCCCCGACUCCACCUACUGUUUCUCAGUGUCGGCCAGCAUCUCUGCCACCAGCGGGCCAGAGUCAGAGCCCGUGUGCGUGCAAACAGGACAAGGGCUUGCCAUGUAAGCAGGACCUCUGUAGACUUUAGAAAGAGGUCUGUGCACAUCUCCCAGUUAAAUGUGACGAUGUAGCUGUCAAACCAGCAGCGCUUUGACAUUUAUACAUACUUCACAAUAACUUUAGAUCUUUUAGAACGUGGGAGUUAAUGUGGGCGGGUGUGACUGUUACAUUUCAGCUGCAGUUGUUCUUAGUGUAGGUUGGUCUUAUAAUGAAAAGCUAGAAAUGGGACUGCUGCAAUAGUCUGUCCACUGCCAACAAUGCAGUUCAUUCAUGUAUUAAAUAAGUAACAUAAUAGGUUUCUUCAAAAAAAAAAAAAAAAAAAAAAUUGUAAAAUUAGUAUUCUAUAUUUGUGUAAAAACCUUUCAUAGAGGUACACAUUGCUGUUGGUUGAGGUUAUAUUUUAUAUCUAUGGCUUUGUUCCUCCUGCUUUUUAUAUUUUAUUCACUUUUGUAAAUUAUGUAUUGGUCAUCUUAAAGGUAAUAUAUCAGGAAGUGUAUUUUCUUUUUGCCAUUUCUAAAUGUGUAUUUAACAAGGAAAUUAUUUUCAGACUACAUUCUAAUAAAACGCACAAAAAACUGUUUGUGUCACCCUUUGCAUUUCCACACAAUGACUGUGAUAUCCUUCUACAUUAAUCUGUGCUUGUAUGACAUUUGAACGCCCUUUCCUUUAAAAUAAGAACAAAGUUUGUUGUUUGUAAAAGUGUUUUAAUAGAAAACAAAAUGCAACAGAGCAAUAACCCAAUCACAGCACAAGCAGGGCUCAAGUGUGUGUGGUAAAAAUUACCCUUUGCAUACUGCCCUUUAGAGGAUUAAAACAUUCUCUGGCUGUCUACACACGACCAUCGAAAGAAUUACUUUGAGCUGGUGUGAGCCACAUCACAUGAACUUUAACCGUUCACUUUGGACUGUUCAAAACAUGUUUAAUCAGAGUACAGUGGACAAAGAGGCUUAAGUAUAAAGAACUUCCAGACAUGUGGACUGUAGUAUUAGUCAAAUUUAAAAAAAGGCAUGUAUUGGCUUCUGUACAUGCCUGAACAGUUAAUCUUUAUAAAUUAUAUGACGACAGUGUUAAACUGAGCUUUCAGCAUGGACCACGCCCAACCCAGCAGUGAAUGCAACUCUGACCACUUAUCAUGUGUAGACAGCCACCAAAACAUUAUAUACAAAC
Molecule: messenger RNA, 12603 nt
Organism: Lates calcarifer (barramundi perch)
Lineage: Eukaryota; Metazoa; Chordata; Actinopteri; Centropomidae
Product: mucin-4
Exons: 46
Coding region: 28-11442 (3804 amino acids)
Molecular function (GO): protein binding
Source: RefSeq, a predicted model, not a curated record